AUGGCCGGCGAUCAUCAGGACAGGUUUUUUAAUAAAAAACUUUUUGAGCUAAGAUUUGCCCUCGAACGUGUCUCUCUUCUCCCGGUCCACGACGCGCUGACAAUCAUCCGCGGCGCCCUCAGUUUGCCGAAAUUGAUGUAUUUUUUGCGCACAUCCAACUUUGUUAAUGCGGCCAUUUUGGGCGAAUUUGAGGGUGCUCUGCGGGUGGCCCUCUCAGCAAUAUGUAACGAACCGUCGGGCAUUGCGGCGCACGACGGUAAACGCCCUGACGGGUGUACCUUGAUCCCUUGGAGAGCCGGCAGGUGCUUGGCGUGGGACGUUACCAUUCCGGGCACCUUUGCUGAGCGCUACGUGCAGCUUACUAGCAAAGAAAGCGGUUUGGCUGCAACCAGGGCAUCUGACGAGAAGAUCAAAAAGUACGACGGAGCUCUCCCCUCGAUGGAGUUUUUACCGAUUUGUAUCGAGGUCCUCGGCCCCAUGGACCGUAACACCUCCGGGUUUUUCAAUCGGAUUUGUAAAAAUAUCAGUAUUAGGUCAGGCGAUAGUAGGGAAUAUUUUUUUGCUAUGAAUAAUAUCUCGUGCAUUCUGCAGCGGUUUUUGCGCGUCUGUGUGUUGGAAAAUGUGGAGUUGAAUGCCAACGGGGUUGAGUGA
Molecule: messenger RNA, 651 nt
Organism: Helobdella robusta
Lineage: Eukaryota; Metazoa; Annelida; Clitellata; Rhynchobdellida; Glossiphoniidae
Exons: 2
Coding region: 1-651 (216 amino acids)
Source: RefSeq, a predicted model, not a curated record